AUGGCUGCUGAACUACCGCCGCUAAUCACUCGUGCAGAAGAUUCGCUCGAGCAGCCCUUCUCAAGCCAAACCGCCAAUAUGAGCGACGACGAAAGACCGGCCAGGGAGGUCAAGAACCACCUCCUCUUCGAGAUCGCGACCGAGGUGGCUCAUAGAGUCGGUGGAAUCUACUCUGUCAUCAAGUCGAAAGCUCCCGUCACGACUGCCGAAUAUGGCGACCGAUACACCCUGAUCGGUCCUCUCAACCACCAAUCGGCUGCGGUCGAGGUCGAAGAGCUGGAGCCUUCCAACCAAGAGCUCGCCAAGAGCAUUGAGGCUAUGCGAAGCCGCGGCAUCGGUAUCCUCUACGGACGAUGGCUGAUCGAAGGUGCCCCCCGUGUCUUGCUGAUUGACACCAAGACUGCCUACAAGUACAUGGAUGAAUGGAAAACAGACUUGUGGAACUCUGCCAGUAUUCCUUCCCCACCAAAUGAUGACGAGACAAACGAGGCCAUUGUCUUUGGUUAUCUCGUUGCGUGGUUCCUUGGAGAGUUUGUCUGCCACGAGAAGACCAGGGCGGUCAUUGCUCACUUCCACGAAUGGCUCGCCGGUGUGGCUAUUCCUCUUUGCAAGAAGCGCAGGAUCGAUGUGACCACCAUCUUCACCACUCACGCAACUCUACUCGGCCGGUAUCUCUGUGCUGGAUCAGUCGACUUUUACAACAACCUGCAAUGGUUUGAUGUGGAUGCUGAAGCUGGAAAGCGUGGCAUUUACCACCGAUACUGCAUCGAGCGAGCCGCUGCUCACUCUUGCGACGUCUUCACAACUGUUUCCCACAUUACAGCAUUCGAAAGUGAGCACUUGCUCAAGCGGAAACCCGACGGAGUCUUGCCCAAUGGUCUCAAUGUCACAAAGUUCUCCGCCAUGCACGAAUUCCAGAACCUGCACCAGCAGUCGAAGGAAAAAAUUCACGACUUCGUGCGUGGACACUUCUACGGCCACUACGACUUUGUCCCAGAAGACACGCUCUACUUCUUCACCGCCGGUCGAUACGAAUUCAGGAAUAAGGGUGUAGACAUGUUCAUUGAGUCAUUGGCUCGUCUGAACCACAGACUGAAGUCGGCUGGUAGCAAGACGACCGUGGUCGCUUUUGUCAUUAUGCCUGCCCAGACAACUUCCCUUACGGUGGAAGCUCUCAAGGGCCAGGCCGUAAUCAAGUCUCUCCGCGAUACCGUCGAUGUCAUUGAACGUGGCAUUGGUCGCCGUGUCUUUGAGCGAUCUCUCAAGUGGCAUGAGGGCGACCCGCUCCCUGAUGAGAAGGAAUUGAUCACCAGCGCUGACCGUGUCUUGUUGAGACGACGUCUGUUUGCCAUGAAGCGACACGGUCUGCCACCGAUCGUGACGCACAACAUGAUCAAUGACCAGGAAGACCCGAUUCUCAACCAAAUCCGUCGUGUCCAGCUUUUCAAUCACCCAAGCGACCGCGUCAAGAUUGUCUUCCAUCCAGAGUUCCUGAAUUCGGCCAACCCAGUCUUGCCUCUGGAUUACGACGACUUUGUUCGAGGUACCCAUCUAGGUGUCUUUGCAUCCUACUACGAACCGUGGGGCUACACACCCGCCGAGUGUACCGUCAUGGGUGUUCCCAGCAUCACCACGAACCUUUCCGGCUUUGGUUGUUACAUGGAGGAGCUGAUUGAGAACUCGAGCGACUAUGGAAUUUACAUUGUCGACCGACGUAACAAGGGAGUGGAUGACUCUGUCAAUCAGCUCACGUCGCACAUGUUUGAUUUCUGCCAAAAGAGCCGUCGUCAACGUAUCAACCAAAGGAACAGAACAGAGCGACUUAGCGACCUGCUUGACUGGAAGAGGAUGGGCAUGGAAUACGUCAAGGCACGGCAACUCGCGCUGCGCCGGGCAUACCCUGGAUCAUUUGCCGGCGACGAGGAGGAGGAUUUCAUUCCAGGCGUCGAGCAGAAGAUUUCUCGACCCUUCUCUGUACCUGGCUCCCCUCGUGAUCGCAGCGGCAUGAUGACCCCAGGUGAUUUCGCUAGUCUGCAGGAGGGACACGAAAGCCUUAGCACCGAGGACUAUGUUGCUUGGAAGCUGCCUGAGGAAGAGGACCCAGACGAGUACCCCUUCCCCUUGACGCUUCGGACAAAGAAGCCUUCGACGUCGGGAGCUGCUAGCCCCUUGGACAGCAUCAGACUGAACGGCAACUAG
This is a messenger RNA of Pestalotiopsis fici W106-1, 2199 nucleotides long. RefSeq names its product Glycogen synthase. Lineage: Eukaryota; Fungi; Ascomycota; Sordariomycetes; Amphisphaeriales; Sporocadaceae. The record is from RefSeq and is a predicted model, not a curated record. Gene Ontology annotation, biological process: glycogen biosynthetic process. Gene Ontology annotation, molecular function: alpha-1,4-glucan glucosyltransferase (UDP-glucose donor) activity. Bases 1 to 2199 code for a protein of 732 amino acids. Gene Ontology annotation, cellular component: cytoplasm. The transcript is spliced from 5 exons.